ACAUCCCACCCAGCUACAAAUUGUCUUAAAUACGUUAUUGCGCAAGAUUUAUUCAAAUAAUUAAGCUGUACAAGGAACAUUAAGUAGGAUACUUAUUUCAAUCGAAAUUGUGAAUAAAGCAAAAAAACUACGUGCCACAGGGCGUGAAAAAGCUUUGGUGGAGACGAGGAACAUCAAAUUUUGGUUUUUAUAAAGACUUAAAAGCGCCCUCUCUAAUAUUCUUGCAAAUUGAGGUAACGCUAAUACGCUUUUGGGACCAAUUUCAACAAUGUCUGGAUUUGACGAUAAUCCUUUUGACGACAAUCCUUUUAAGGAUCCUGCUAUUCAACAAGUUACCAGAAAUUCAGCGAACAGCGCAGCCAAAGAUCUGGAAGAUUACAAUCCAUUUGACAGCAAUGCUACAAACCAACAACAGGUUCCAACGGUGGGAAGAGCAUCAAACAAUUCCGUAGCAUUUGGAGAUUCAUCCAGGUCUCCUGCAGUCAUGUCACCAGUACAGGAAACAACACCUGUACCAUUUGGAAAAUUAGAUAAUCGCAGUCAGCAACCCCAAGGUCAGGGAGCACAAGGAAUUCCAAUUUCAACUGAAGAACUGCAGAGGAGACAAGAAGAACUUGAACGUAAAGCAAGAGAACUGGAACGCAGGGAAGAAGAAUUAAGAAACAAUCCUUACAAUGUUCGUCGAAACAACUGGCCACCUUUACCAGAAAGUUUUCCUGUGCAACCAUGCUUUUAUCAAGACAUCAAUGUUGAUAUUCCAGUGGAAUUCCAGAGAAUUGUGAGACACUUGUACUACUUAUGGAUCCUGCAUACUCUGGUCCUUAUCGCAAAUUCAUUGGUUCUGCUACUAUUAAUUUUCGUGAUUCACGAUACUGAUACAUUCAUGAAGUUUUGUCUGUCCCUUUUCUACAUUGUUGUCUUCACUCCAAUGUCCUUCAUUUGUUGGUUCCGGCCAGCAUACAAGGCUUUUAGAAGUGACAGCUCCUUCAACUUCAUGGUAUUCUUCUUCGUGUUCUUUUUCCAAUUCAUUAUUGCGAUAAUGCUGGCAAUAUUCCUGACUGGUUCAUGUGGGAUUAUGGAAGGUGUUACAGUGGUGCAGAAAGGCGGUGGCUGGAAUAUUUUUGCUGGAGUCUUUGUCAUUUUGAUUGGACUAUGUUUCCUCGUUUGUGCGUUGCUGGAUUUGUUUCUGCUUAUGCGAGUUCAUAAAAUCUACAGAAGUACGGGAGCCAGUUUUGCGAAGGCACAACAGGAGUUUGCAUCCGGAGUGAUUAGGAAUGAACAUGUGCAAGGAGCAGCAGCAGGCAUAGCAUCAGAGGCCAUUCGUCAACAAUUCAGAGGUGCAACAAGUCCAGGAAAUGCACCUCCCCGAUAUUAAACUUAUUCUACAAUCGCUAUAACGCGUUCGUAAGAACGAAUUGAUCGUAAUAUGCCCGUUUACAAGUGGGAUUGGUUUAUCUUCUGGUUCACUUAAAACUUGAAUAUAAGAAGAAUACGAUCAUCUCAUUUAUAUGUAUUGUCAAGUCAAACAUUAUCGGUUAUCAGGUUUCGUGAUAAUCAUUAUUAUGCAUAAUCAUUGAUGAAAGUACUAAAUACUAUUUUGCUUGUGCAAUGUAUGAGUUAUUUAUAUAUAGGUAUACAUUUAUAUGUGAUGAACGUCAUGAGGUGAAAAUGAACUGACUGGACUGACAAAGCCACUUUAAACGAUACUGUAUCUGUAACUGUUAUUAAAAUUAUGUAUAAGUUAUCCUGUUUUUAUUAUUAACUUGCACAUAUAGCAGCAGUGUAGGCAUACCACUAAUUAAAUAGAAAAUUACCCUUUUGACGGUCCAUGAGUUAACUUUAACUAGAUCAUAUUUAGCUAAUUAGUGUUGCAUUGUUAUGGGAUCAUAAUCUCAUCAGGAGAAUUCUAGAAUUUGGUCUACCGUAAAUAUAAGAAAAUUUAAUGAACAUUUAAAAGUUAGUUAUUAUUUGCAGAUGAAAUGAAAGUCUGUAUGAUCAUUUAUGUACUAUGUAAGUGUCAAUUAAAAAGAAAAACAUAUGUCAGCAAGCAACAAACCAAAA
Molecule: messenger RNA, 2061 nt
Organism: Folsomia candida
Lineage: Eukaryota; Metazoa; Arthropoda; Collembola; Entomobryomorpha; Isotomidae
Gene: Scamp
Product: secretory carrier-associated membrane protein 1
Exons: 8
Coding region: 269-1375 (368 amino acids)
Biological process (GO): protein transport
Cellular component (GO): recycling endosome membrane; trans-Golgi network membrane
Source: RefSeq, a predicted model, not a curated record